Molecule: messenger RNA, 5728 nt
Organism: Centropristis striata (black sea bass)
Lineage: Eukaryota; Metazoa; Chordata; Actinopteri; Perciformes; Serranidae
Product: PDZ domain-containing protein 4-like
Exons: 8
Coding region: 716-3481 (921 amino acids)
Molecular function (GO): protein binding
Source: RefSeq, a predicted model, not a curated record
GGUGGGAAGCUCUGCGUGGGAGUGAGGAGGGAAAAAAACAAGACUGAGGCGAGUUCUUUGAUAGCUGUAUUGUUUGUAUCUACUUUGUUCAAAGAGCAUUGCUGAAAGUGUGCUGCUUGGAGGUUUAGUGCUGCAAGUGAAAAAAAACUACAGGAACAGCGUGGGGGAGUUCAGUGAAAGUUCUGCUGGGGAAACCUGCAGUUUUCAACACUCAAGAACAAACCAGGCAGCAGGUACACUGUACCAUCACCUCUGACAAGUCACUGGAUCAACAUUGACUUCUCGACUGCCUGAAUUAUUGAAUGACAUAAGCACAAAACCAGCAGGACGCUCAAAAAAGUAUUUUCUCCAGAUCCAAGUGAAAUUGGAUGAUCUACAACAAGCACAUUAACUUAAACAAGCAACAUUUUUCCUGCAAUGGAGACAAAAAACAAACACGUGGUUUUGCAGCUUUGAGACUAUCUUCACAUUUGAAUUUACUCUGGAUUAUAACACUUGAAUAAAGAAGAAGAGAACAGUCACCCAGCUACAGAAACUGUGCAGGGAUGUGUUGUGUGUAACUCUGAGGAGGAGUAGUGUAGAAAACCACAAGCCUGCGAAUGAGGGUGGGGCUCUCCCACUGCCACAGACAAAGACCUCGAUAGAGAUAGCCCUGGUUUGAGAACUGGUCAAGUGGGGCAGUUUUGGACCUGCACAGUCCAGCACAAACGUCACAAUGGGGUGCAACAUGUGUGUGGUCCAAAAGCCCGAAGAACAAUACAGGGUCAUGUUCCAGAAGGGUCACAUAGACAACAUGUCGUGCUAUUUUGGCGCUGACGGUCGAUUAAAGGUGAAUGGAAAGGAGCUGACCCGCCUUUCUGGGGAUCCCACCUUGGACAACAUGCUGAGGCGGGGGGCCCGCAGACGUGCAUGCCUAGCAGGAGCCCCUGUGGUGCCAGUGACCAUGGGCAUGGCCGACUGUGUGGACAGCUGCACCCAAACAGACAUCAGCUUCCAGCAUAUGUUGACUCUGGGCAAGAGCAGCCAGCAUCCCUGCGGAGCUCCACCCCCACCAGACCCUCCGCCGUCCCCUCCACUACCACCACUACUGGAGCCAUAUCUACUCAAUGAACUUUUUAUAGAGCCCGUAUACUACGACCCCACCGACUACUUCGAUAUCACUCAGCAUGAAGUAGACAGGCAGGAUGAGCUGGAGUACGAGGAGGUGGAGCUGUACAAGUCUCGUCAACAGGAUAAACUCGGGCUGACAGUUUGUUACAGAACCGAUGAUGAGGAGGACCUGGGGAUAUAUGUAGGAGAAGUGAACCCAAACAGCAUUGCUGCAAUAGAUGGACGCAUCCGAAAGGGAGACAGAAUACUUCAGAUAAAUGGAGUGGACAUCCAGGACAGAGAAGAGGCAGUAGCUAUUCUCACCAGAGAGGACAGCACUAAUGUCUCCCUGCUCCUCGCACGACCCGAGAUAGAGAAUGAGAACCAGCUGGACGCAGAUGAGUUGGACUUGGAGCCGCUGGACAACGCUGUUCAUCUGCCCAGCAGCCACCGAAUGAGAGACAGCACCUCCAUCCUGGGUGCUGGACCAGGGGGAGGUGCUGGUGGGGGUGUACUUGGUUGCCACGGCCUCUCAAUAAACAGGGAUUCACCUGAUUUGCUCCAGACGGUACUGAGCAACAGCCAGGAGCUGGACAGCGGCGUGGGCCGUACAGAUGAAAGCACACGCUAUGAGGAGUCUUCAGAACAUGACCUUCUGGGAGACGACCACACUAGUGCCUCCAACACGAAUGCCACCAAUACACCUGGCAGCAUGCGCAAGUUCCUGUCCAGUCGAGGGGACACUCCGCCGCUGCUGCACUCCCAGGACCUCCAGUUCAGCACUGACUCUCUCUUAGGGCUGGACUGCAUUAAUGGAGGUGGGCUGGAGCAGGUGGAGCGGCUGGAGAGGGCCUACGUGGCAGAUCCUGUGAGGAUGAUGAUGCCUGGGCUCACUGAGGAGGAGUGCGAGAGGUACAAAGAGCUCCUGGAAAUCAAGUGUUACUACGAGAAGAACAGUAACGCUCUGAUGCUCCUGGGAGGUCAGGGGCCGCCACAAGAGGAGGACGGCGUCUCACUGGAUGUGAACAGAAACGAGAGCCUGACGCAGCACGAGAUGGCCCUCCUGGAAGAAGAGCUGCGCCACUUGGAGUUCAAGUGUCGCAACAUCUUGAGGGCACAGAAGAUGCAGCAGCUGAGGGAGCGCUGUAUGAAGGCUUGGCCUCUCGAGGACAAGAAUGGAGCAAGUGCAGGGGCUGGAGUAGGAGCUGGACGCUUGGACAUUAGUGGUACUCUGGGGAGUGAGGAGUCCUGUCAUCACGCUUUAUCAGACAUCAAUGAGCUCCCUGAGAGGGAGCGCUCAGAUAAGGACAGCACCAGUGCCUACAACACUGGAGGGGAAAGUUGCAGAAGCACCCCUUUAGUCAACGAACAGUACCCCUCACCCUCUACACAGAGCCUGGACAGAAGAGAGCCUCUUCUAUCAGCAGGUAUGCAGCUUCCAAACUCCACUCGGCAGAGAGAGAGAGGAACCAGGGCUGAAAGAGGGGACGGGACACAAGCAAACCUCAACCAGCCCUACUCUCCUCACUCCCACAGGAGACGAGCAGAAGCUAAGCCAUCCAGCCCUGGCGCAAAGGUCCGGUCCCUGUCCCGGAACAGAGGAACCAGGCGGGGAUCAGAUGGAGAGGUUAGACGCAACCCCAAAGCCAACGGGACAGCUGAGAGGGCAGGUGGGUACAGCGCAGAGAACAGCCCUUACCUGUCGCGCCGUCAGACCGACACGAUGCCGCCUCAGCACUACCUGAGCUGCAUGCAGCUGAGGUCUCCCUCCACCUCUGAGCGCCUCGGGGGCAGCAUGGAGACUUGGGGCGACGCCAGCCCAAUGAGCUUGGGUAGCACAUGUAAAGAUGUUCCCCAGGUCCCAGGAGCUGCACCCUUGUCCCCUCCACUGCUGCCCGCCUCCCCCCGCAUGGAGUGGAAGGUGAAGAUCCGCAGUGAUGGCUCUCGCUAUGUGGCCAAGAGGCCUGUGAGGGAUCGCCUCCUGAAGGCGCGCGCCAUGAAGAUCAGAGAGGAGCGCAGCGGCAUGACAACGGAUGAUGACGCUGUGAGUGAGAUGAAGAUGGGCCGCUACUGGAGCAAAGAGGAGCGCAAGCAGCAGCUGCUGAAGGCCCGAGAGCAGCGGCGGCGCAGGGAGUUCAUGAUGCAGAGCCGGCUCGACUGUUUGAGAGAGCGCGAGAGGGAGCAGGGUGGCAGCGGUGGGGGGCAGCCGGGGACCACGCAGCCGCAGGAACCCCCCUCCAUCCUGGAGCUCUGUCACAGGAGGAGCAUGAAGAAGAGGAGCCGCAGAAUCCUGGACAACUGGAUCACGAUACAGGAGCUACUGGCACAUGGGACCAGGUCUGCUGACGGGAAGAAAGUCUACAACCCGCUGCUGUCCGUCACCACAGUCUGAGAUAAAGACGGGGAGGAGGAGGACGAGAGAUGUGCCAAAGUGUUUUCAUAGGGCCUAUAGGAUGAACACAAGCUGCUUCAGCACACCAUGGCACAAAUAUUUGUCAGCAGGGAUGCAGCAACACUUGGUAAUAUAAAGUAGCAUGCCUUAGGCACCAACCCUAAAAUGUUUGGACUGGAGAAAAGUUCAUGACUGAGACUGCCAUUAAAAGUCGGUAUCAUCCCAAAUAGAAAGACAAUGCACACAUUUACAAUUUUUUCAAAUUGAAGCUCCAUUUCAGAACUGCAAUCCACAAUCACAACAAAGAGAUUUCACAAACAGUACAGCAGGGAUUUUCAAAGUCAGAGUCUGUGGGCAUCUCAGACAAGGUUUUGGAUGAGUUUGGAUGAUAUAUUACUAUCCCUUUUGUUGGGAGUAAUAUUUGGCCAAGAGUAUCUAUAGAGUAAUGGCCACAGUAACUCAACAACUAAGCCAAGAUGUAGCCUAAUAUUACUGUUUGACAUAACUUGAGUAAACAGCAAAUAUACGAAAAGUCUUUCCAGUUUUGGACUUAAAAAAUUGUAAAAUUCCCUCAAACAACCUCUAGGCUCUUCUACGUGAUCUUCUUGAUCACAAAUGCAAUAUAUUUUUUAUCUUCCAUUCAUUGAACCUCCCCUGAAACAAAUUGGACCUUUGAGGAGGUCCGCCUCCCAGUUUGAAAACCCCUGUAGUACAGUAUACAAAGACACUGUGUCGAUCUUCCAUUUCACCUGGUUGAAUGGACCUAAACCUGUCAUUUCACAAUGCUUUACCUCCCACACGAGAAGAAUGUGAUCCUUUAAACUUUCAUAUAAACCAGCUUUUCCGAUUUGAAAUCUGGGCAUCACACAAUAAAUGCACAAGACAAAAAAGAAGUGUGUGUUGAUCAGCCGGGUCCAGACUACUCCAUAAAGAGCCGUGUGGCUGCAGGUUUACAACUGUUUAAAGACUGAGAUAAUGAUUGAUUAAAUGAGUCGAUCCAUCUUGGAGUAGUUCGGACAUGCCUGGUGUAGGUGGACAAGUGGACAAACGUAAAGAUUAUCAUUAUGAAACAUUAACAUUCAGAGGGAGCCCAUUUAGAAAUGCAUCACCACUGGAGAUCUGUCUUCUUAACAUAAAGGAGUGAUGGCAUCUCCUGCUAGCCAUUAGAGGAGUGGUGCACAAAAGUAAUCUUUGCAGGACAGAACUGAAGGAAAUUAAAAAUGGGGAUAAUAACCAUUCAGCUGUGAAAACAUGAUAAAAAGCCACUUCUGUGCCAUAAAACUGUAUAUUUACUGUCCAUAAAGGACUUUUGAAGGACAUUUUCAAAAGAACAUUGUGUCCUGGUUAAUGUUGUUACAUUUUACCUUCAUUCUUGUAGUGUUCCUGUACAAAUCCUCCUUUGUUUUGAUACAGGAAAUGCACCAUUAUCGUCAGACCACAGACGCUUUUUGAUAAUAAGAAGCUGAGCGGUGCCUUCCUUUCAGGCAGACUUGACUGUAUAGCACAAUUUUCAAAGCGAUACAAAAACGCUGAAGUACUGUAGCUGAGAAGGUAAACACUGAAGCACAAAGCAGGUUUACGUUUUUUUAAAGAAAGGCACACUGUGUCGUACAAAAGCACAGAAAACAUUUGAUGUUUCAGUAAAAAAAGCACAUUUGGCAUUUUAAUGAAUAAAAAAAUCCUUUACAGUUUCAAAAUUGCAAAAAUGCUUUUUCCAGACCAAACAAUUUUGGUCAGUAUGCAAUAUAAUUUAUUUCAAUGUUGACUGUGAACAAGGCAAAUGAAGAUUAUUCUUAGCUAGAAAAAAAUUCUUGAUAAUUGGAUCUACAGCUACAACAAUGGAUUUUUCUACACGUCCUGUCAGAUGUGUCGUUCCCAAAUAUGAUUAAGAGUUUUCAUUUGUCAAUUAUGAGCUCUCAAAUCUAGCGUCUGGAUAUUCAUCCAGCUAAAGCACCUAUAAUGACAAUAAGAGCGGAGAAUGGGGUGUUUAUGAAACCCUGUGAUCAGAAGCUGAUUUUUCUUUUGGCUUACAUGCAUGUUUGAUAUUGAGGCAGAGAUGUUUUCCCCCUCAUGUACUUAAAGACUAAAAGCCUUUAACAUUCUGUAUUUGUGGUGGUGUCUUUCUAUGAACUCGCCUAAAACUCUAGCAUAGUUAAACAUGGUGUACUUGUUCAAUAUUGUGACGUCUGUUCUGUGUCUGCCAUUUUACAGUGAAAGCUUUUCUAAAUAAACGCUGUGAUCAUGUAA